Molecule: messenger RNA, 1068 nt
Organism: Baudoinia panamericana UAMH 10762
Lineage: Eukaryota; Fungi; Ascomycota; Dothideomycetes; Mycosphaerellales; Teratosphaeriaceae
Exons: 8
Coding region: 1-1068 (355 amino acids)
Molecular function (GO): oxidoreductase activity, acting on the CH-OH group of donors, NAD or NADP as acceptor; NAD binding; transcription corepressor activity
Source: RefSeq, a predicted model, not a curated record
AUGGCGGCCGCAGACAUUCGGACAUAUACGAUCCUAGAGGCAGAUGGACAACAUCCCGAAGGCUUGCUCGAAGAUCAGAUCUUCAAUGUUGAUCCCACUCACUCUUACAAGGUCCGAUUCUUGCGCGCUGCGCUGGCGCCCAGUGGAACUGCGACCGUUCGACCAUGGGCAGAGAUUCCCAAGGACAUCCGAGACGAAGUUCAUGGCCUUAUGAUACUCAAGCUGUAUCUGACCGAAAAAGACAUCGAGCUGUUCCCGAAGCUGAAGGUCGUGGUUCGCAUGGGCGUAGGGUACGAUAGGCUUGAUCGUCCAGCGUUGGCUAAACGUGGUGUCACUGUCUGCAACGUGCCUGACUACGGCACCGAAGACAUUGCGGACCAUGCCAUUGGCCUUGCCUUGUCACUUCGGAGAGGCAUUCUCCUCCACAACGACCUGCAGCGAGCUACGCCGCCGGCGCCUUACUGUCCGGUCGACCAUCCUUUGAUAGCAAGAUCCCGCGGCGCUACCUUUGGCAUCCUCGGUUUGGGUCGAAUAGGCACGGCCGCAGCAUUGCGAGCGAAAGCAUUUGGCUGGAACGUACUGUUCUACGAUCCCUAUCUACCGAACGGCGCAGACAAAGCUGUUGGAUGCGAACGCACGAAGAACAUCCAGGAGCUCUUCCGGAGAUCUAGCAUCCUCUCGAUCCACGCACCCUGCACACGAGAGACCAGGAAUCUUGUUGGCUACGAACUACUCUCACUUCUGCCGAAGAACGCUGUCCUUGUCAACACAGCUCGUGGAGAGAUUGUCAACCUGGAUGCAGUUGAGCAGUGCUUGCGAGAGAACAUCCUUGCCGGAGCUGGACUGGAUGUGCUUCCCGUCGAACCGAUUGAGGAGCCUGCUCAUUCACUCAUCCAAGCUUACCGCAACAAGGAGCCUUGGCUUACUGGUAGGAUGGUCUUGACUUGUCACACUGCAUUCUUCUCGCCAAGCUCCAUCGAAGAGAUUCGCUCUAAGUCUGCGCAGACAAUGCGAGAAGUGCUUAUUGACACGUUACAGAGCAACGUUAUCACACCGGAGAUGGAAUAA